AUGGAAAGACAAAGACCACUACUUUGCCUCUUUGUUGGACCGCCGGCGCGAACACAGUGGUCGGGGUGGCUGGUGGUUUCGGGAUCCCGUAGAAAUGCUUCUUUUAUGCCUCGGGUAUUAGCCACAGCUCGUAUUCAUUCAGUCAUUUUACCCCUUCUUCAUUCUUGGACUUUGCUUCUUAAUAUUGUGACUUUUCUAUGCUGUGUCUUAGGAACCUUUUCAAUACGGUCCGGAUUGCUAGCUCCCGUUCAUAGUUUUGCUACAGAUGAUACACGAGGAAUCUUUUUAUGGCGGUUCUUCCUUCUAAUGACCGGCAUAUCUAUGAUUCUUUUCUCUCAGAUGAAGCAGCAGGCAUCGGUCCGUAGAACCUAUAAAAAAGAGAUGGUUGUAGCGCGAAGUACUCUUGUGCACUUACGUCACUUGGCUCGCGCGCAACCUCGCCCCCUUAUGUUAUGGAAGAAUUGAGCUUAUUGCUGGGCUGGUUAUUCAGAGCCAACAAUUGGCUGCCAGAUUUCGUCCCGCAACUAGAAGAAGAUCACUGCGGCGUGACUGAAUGUAGAGCAGUCCGCUCUUACUUUGAUCAGUAGAUUAUUUAGAACUUCGGAAGAUGGUCAAGGUAGCUUACUUCCAAGCCACUGCACUAGAUGCGCAUGGAGUCUACUCGGCCCAGAAUUCUUCUUCGUUCUCCACUAGGCGAACCCGCCGGGUUAACUCAACGUAAAGAAAGCUCAUUAGGUCAAAACUAAGGGAGUACUUACUAAUAGCGAAAGGCUAACAUCUCUCCGCCUUUCUUAAUAGAAGAGUAGCGAACAUCUGAGAACUUCGUGCUGUAAGACGACAGGUUGGUAAUGAAAGGCAAUGUACUAAGAAAGCGCAACUCUAUUAGCCCUUUAUAUGAUAUGGAUAAAUCUUGAAUAAGAAGAAUCAUCCUAUAAUUCUUCGUAUCUAAAAAGUAUCCUCCUCCCAAAAGCAUAGCUUUAGCUAUUACAUUCCUUUGGUCCAUUACCUUUCCAAUAAGUCUUGGACCAAAGCUUUAUCACCGUGCCCGCUUCUAGUCGCUAGUAGGUCUUCCCGGAUCGGAUAAGGCUUCGAUAAAGAAGUGAAUCAGUCCGAAAUGCUAUGGAUAGAUAGUUUUAGCCAAUAUCGAUCCGAUCGGGAAUGAGAGUACCUGACCUCUUGCCUAUUCAGCAGUAUUUUAUAUACCGCCGCACUCUUUAUAGUCGCGACUGUUGUCAUGGAAAAAAAUCGAUUUUCUGUCAAAGAAUCAUGCUUAACACAGCCUAUAGCGUAAAUUCGAACCGCGUCUAAACUAAAUUAAGGGUAAGGCCCGUAUUCUCUCUUCUGUAGAUACGCUAUCCUUUCUGGCUAUGGGGGUAUGAAGUCGCUAAAGCGAAGCUUUUGGAAAGGAAGUGAUAUCUACAGAUUGAUUUGAUAUUAGAUGAGCGAUCGUACUAUGAUCGUUCGGAAGACAUGGCCCCGCGCGCUACACACAAGAAUGAAUUGUUAUGCGAUCGCUAUUUCUGCAGGCAGCCUAUCAAAUCGGAUCUGAUCGUAGCUUCGAGUUCAGGUGCCGUACCGCGGCCGGACCGGAAAGGAGGGGGACAGCGAACCUCCUGCCAAGAGGCAAAGGUUGCUUGCUAACUCUCAGCCACUUGUUAGAAGGAAGUGCAGCUUGA
Spinacia oleracea (spinach) is the source of this 1676-nucleotide messenger RNA. RefSeq names its product cytochrome c biogenesis CcmF N-terminal-like mitochondrial protein 2. NCBI's taxonomy places the organism in Eukaryota, Viridiplantae, Streptophyta, Magnoliopsida, Caryophyllales, Amaranthaceae. Gene Ontology annotation, cellular component: membrane. The record is from RefSeq and is a predicted model, not a curated record. Gene Ontology annotation, molecular function: heme transmembrane transporter activity. Gene Ontology annotation, biological process: cytochrome complex assembly; heme transport.